UUUUACUUUGUCUAGAUUUCUUAUAAAACUCACCAAAAAGUAUUAUUAAAUAGCCCAACGCCUCAUUUGCACAUUAAAACACAAAAAUUCAGAAACUAUGUAAUAAGAAUUGUCUUAAUGUAAGUUAUGAACUAGCCAAGAUUCUUGGCACUGUCUAUUAGUUUUACCCCAUUUACCUGUAGUGCAUCCCCUUAAACAGUGUUUAAGCAGCUUCUCUUUGCUGCUUAUAGCCGGCAUGAAUGGAGACAAUGUGACGUCUUGACUGUGACUCUGUUCGGGGUGGGGGAGCAUAGCAACCUCAGCCUCCUCUCCUGCACGGAUCUGUCAGAGGCGGGGGGCACCAUGAUGGCCUAUUAUGAUGCACAAAUCUAACUGCCUUGCAGUGUAUAAAUUGCAUUUGUGUUAUCUGAUGAAUACAUCUGGCUUGAUCCUUUAGACAAUGAAGGCUAAUUAGUUUAUGCUGCAGCAUUCAUGGCUGUCUUUGAUAGGUCUGCCAGAUGUAUCAAGGACUGGUAGCAGGCCAAAGUGAGACAGCCUUAUUCAGCUGAAAGCCUCUCUCUGCAGUCUCCCAGCUGCUGCUGCUGCUCCAGAGCCAAAGUGGAGAGUCCCCUCGCCCCCCCGCACAGACAGAGACAAAAGGCCCGAUUCGCCUGCUGAACACUGCCCCCUUUCUCUGUCCGUCCCUUUAAUGCACGGCCGUAGUGGUGGCGGGGGCUUUAGGAAAAAACAAGGCCCGGACUGGGACUAAUAUCUAGGACUGACCCAGUGAAGGAGAGUGGAAGAGGGGGAGGGGAGGAGGAAGAUGGGGGCUGGAAUGGUUGGGGCUGAGUAAAGGCAGGUGCUGAGGCCUCUACAGGAAGACUUUUUUUCCUGAAUAUCUCUCAGAGUGGAAAAUAAUUUGACAAGGGUAUGCCACAUUUACCUUUAUAUAUGCAUGAACGUGCAUGUUUAUGUGUGUCUCUGUGGUGGCAUAUGUGGGCAGAGUUGGCAUGUGUUUGAUGGCAAUCAUGGUGCAUGUAAAGCUUGUGUGUGCCCAUGUCAGAUUGUCUGCCCUGGGGUUUUAUACAUGACUUAUCUGUAUAUCACAGUGAUGGGUGCAAUGCUGCUGCGGGCCGCAUGAAAGUUUUUAGUUUUCGGAGAGACUACCAGUGUAUCUGGGAUAAGAGCCCUGGGGGAGAAAUAGGCCAAGGUACCAGACUGAGUUUCUACUGCCAUAAUGGUUACCUUAACAUGCUUCUUCCUUUUAAUGUGUUAAGUUGAAUCUCAGUUUCUUUUAUCAGCCACCAUCUUUACAUUUUUACGUUUUAAAUUGAACCUCUUACAACCUAUUUUGUUGUUCACAUUGUAUGAUUUCUAUCAUUUUCUUUACUGUUGUCCUGUUUUUAUAUGUCAUGGUAACUGUGCUAACCCAAUCACCAUCUUUUUUGUGCAUUUUCUGGACUUUCUACAGCAGUGCAACCAACCAGAGCAGUUAAUCUCCUUAAACAUGUUGCCACCUUUCUAUCAAAUGUGUUCCUGUUUGACUAAAUGUAUGACAAUAAACAUGGUGAAAAAUGUUGCAGUGUUUCCAGGUAGGUGGGCACACUGCUUGUGCCCGUGUGUUUCUGAGGCUGUAUUGCAUCGCAGGGCUUUGUUGGGUGACCGGAACCAGAUAAAACUGGUUUGAGGCAGACAGAGAGCUGACAGGAACAAUGCCGCCCCUUGGCUCCAGGGGGAUAGACAUCUUAGCCACCGGCUACCAUGGAACAGGCAGAGACCAUGCUCCUGCUGUUGCUUGCUGCCGGCUAGAUGUCGGUGUGCUACGCAACGCGGCUCAUAGUGAGGGAGGCAGGGAGAUGUGGGAAGGGACGAGGGCAGGGGGACGUGGCUGGUUGGGAGUUCUGUGAAUCUACCGUCUGGAGCCUCCCAUACAUACACACAGACACACAUACACACACAUGCAAGAGCUUGAUCUAUCUGUCUGUUGUAUGUCUGUGGGCUGCUAGUGGUGCAGAGAAUGACUAAAGAGGAUCCUUACCCAGGACCACCACCACUCACCAGAUCCCUGGAUGUAACCUGACCCUGUAUUCUGGGCCUUUGCAUGGUCGGGAAGAAGCAGGACUUUUUUUUUCCUCUUCCAGGCAGGGUGGGGUGGGUGGCUUUUUGUGGGUUAGUAUUGUUGUGACUGUUUAUUGCAGGAUGGAAGGAAGAAGGGAAAGGUUUGGCUAGUGGCUGGAAAGAGACGGAGGCAAGAGGGUGAUCCCUCAUCAGAAUAGGAGGACCAUGGGAGAUAUGAAAACACCAGACUUUGAUGACCUGCUGGCGGCCUUUGACAUCCCCGACAUAGUGGAUCCUAAAGCCGCUAUUGAAUCUGGCCCCAACAAUGACCAUGAUGGACAGGUCAAGCAACCUAGUAGUCUGGUGAAUACCAAUGAAGACGAGUCCCACAACCCCUCAACAGGACAAGACAUUGGCGUUAGUGUCAUUGUCAAGAACAUCCAAAACACAGACACUAGUGAGCAUGGUGAAAUCAUAUCAGCGGAGGAUGGUCAAUUCCACCUCCGAUCCCAUUCUGGUGGCACAGGAAAUGGUCUUCAUAAUGGUUUCUUGAAGAAUGGAUGGAUUGCUCCCAGGGAGAAAAAACAGCCAGUCAACAACCAAUCAUCUACCUUCAAUCAGUUCAGCCCAAUUUCCAGUGCUGAAGAGUUCGAUGAUGAUGACAAAAUCGAGGUAGAUGACCCCACAGACAAGCAGGGAGGUCAGUCAUUCUUUAGAUCCACUACUAGGACAGAGGACCAGAAUUCCAAAGACCAAAACCCUGAUCAAAACACGAAAACAGAUGGCACUUUGGGAGGUUCAAAGUCUAACGAGCCCCCUCAAUUAAGUUUACAUGAUGUGGAACAUCUAAAGGAAACUGUACCCAAGUCUCAAAGUCUGGAGUGCAAUGAGUCUGAAGAGCCAAUGGGGCUUGUAAAUGUGUCCAGUGUGUCUCAAAUCAAAGCCAAGUCCUCUGCAAAACUUUCAUCUUGUCUAGCAGCCAUUGCAGCCCUGAGUGCCAAAAAGGCUUGUGCUACAGACUUGGGUAUUUUGGAUUCUCCUACAACACAAAAAGAAGCUACCCUGAUUAAUACCAAUCCAAGAGCUCCAGAGAAGCUACAAGAGCAGGAGUCAGCCCUAGAAUUUGCGAAAAGGCUGCUAACAAAACAACCAGACAGCCCCUCUAGUGUCAUGAGUGAGGGAAGUAGCAAAGAUUCUCCUGCCUCAAACACAGACGCCCCGGUCAUCCCAAAAGUCAGGAUCAAAACAAUCAAGACGUCUUCUGGCCAGAUCAAGCGUACUGUCACCCGAGUUGUACCAGAGUUUGAUCCUGAAGGUCUGAAAAAAGAUGAGAAUAGCCUUCUUGUCAUUGCAACCACCAGUGCAAUUUCCUCAUCUCAUACCACAGUACUAGCCACCACUGGAGGCCCUUCAAUUGAAAUAGCCAAGCAAAUGACUAUUAAACCAGUGGCAACAGCUUUCCUGCCCGUCUCAGCAGUCAAGACAGCCGGUUCCAAGGUCAUCAACCUGAAGCUAGCAAACAACACCACAGUCAAAGCAACUGUCAUCCCCGCUGCAUCAGUGCAGAGUGCCAGCAGUGCCAUCUUGAAAGCUGCUAAUGCCAUCCAGCAACAGACUGUUAUGGUACCUGCCUCCAGUCUGGCUAAUCCCAAACUUGUGCCAAAGACUGUUCAUUUUAGUAAGAUCAAUCUUCAGCCUCAGACUGUAUCUUCUGCUGUAUGUGAUCUCAAACAAGCCGUGUCCUCCUCAAGACAUCAACAGCAAGUAAAACAGCAGACAAUUCUUUCUGGCCGGACUUCAAAGAAAGUCUCUAGGAUUCAAGUGUUCACCAGCUCACAAAGCUCUGUAGUGGAUGCUUUCAAUAAAGUCCUGAGUAGCAUAAAUCCUGUUCCUGUGUAUGUCCCAAACCUCUCUCCGCCAACCUCAGCUUGUAUCUCGCUACCCUCACGUGGCUACAAGUGCCUGGAGUGUGGAGAUUCAUUUGCUCUUGAGAGAAGCUUGACACAUCACUACGAUCGUCGUAGUGUGCGGAUUGAAGUCACCUGUAACCACUGUGCCAAAAGUCUAGUGUUUUAUAACAAAUGCAGCCUCUUGUCUCAUGCCAGGGGCCACAAGGACAAAGGGGCUGCCAUGCAGUGCUCACAUCUAAUCCUAAAACCCAUCCCUGCAGAUCAGAUGAUAACCACAUCACCCUCAUCAGGCCCACCCAAUAUUACUGGCACAACUACCACCCCCCAAGCACAAACAUCCACAAGUCAAAUAUCAGGGAGAGUUGCUGGUGCAGGGUCGCAAAGUACAGUGGUUUCAGCUCCAUGCAGUGCUUCUCUUGUGGCAGCCAUGCCCUUAGAGUAUGAUGCAUCGAAGCUCUGCAGGCACAGUCUAAAGUGCUUGGAGUGUAACAAAAUGUUUCAGGAUGACAGCUCGCUUGCUAUGCACUACCAACAGGCACCGGAGUCCAGUGGGCAGAAAACAUGUUCCAUCUGCCAAAUGCUUCUCCCAAAUCAGUGCAGCUUUCUGUCACACCAGCGAAUCCACCAGCACAAGUCUCCGUACAUCUGCCCUGAGUGUGGUGCCAGCUGCCGAUCUGUCCACUUCCAAUCACAUGUCACCAAGAACUGCCUGCAUUACACCCGUAGAGUCGGCUACCGCUGUAUCCACUGUAGUGUGAUAUUCGCUGAUGUAGCAACUCUAAAAUCCCACAUCCAGAGUUCUCACUGUGAGAUCUUCUAUAAAUGUCCUCUCUGCCCCAUGGCCUUCAAGUCUGCGCCUGCAACCCAAUCCCAUGAGAACACACAGCAUCCAGGAAUAAAAGCAGGAGAGCCCAAGGUGAUCUAUAAGUGUUCCAUGUGUGAUACCGUGUUCACUUUGCAGUCCCUGCUCUACACGCACUUUGACCAGCACAUCGUAAAUCAUAAAGUUUCAGUUUUCAAAUGCCCUGACUGCUCCAUGCACUACGCACAGAAACAGCUCAUGUUGGACCAUAUCAAGGCCAUCCAUGGGACCCUAAAGACCAUUGAGGGUCCACCAAACCUGGGCAUACACCUCCCCCUCAGCACCAAGCCCACUAACUCUAAUAGUGCCAACAGCAACAGCCCUAGUAAUCAUAAUAAAAAAGAUGGAGAAAAUAUCAGUUGUCAAGACAAGAAAGAAAAGAGGCGUUCACCUUCACCUAUGAAGACUAUGAAAACAAACAGUAAUUGCUCAGCGGAUCUCAAGAACCCUCCCGGCUCAGGAUAUACAUGUAAGGACUGCAGUGGCCUCUUUAGUUCCAGGGAGGACUUUGUGGCUCACAUGAGGCGUGAACAUGGCAAGAUACUGAAGAAACACCCAUGUCGGCAGUGUGACAAGUCGUUCAGCUCCUCCCACAGUCUUUGCCGACACAACCGUCUCAAACACAAGGGACUGCGGAAGGUCUAUGCCUGCCCGCACUGUCCAGCUCUCAGUCAACCGUUCACUAAAAGAGUGCUGCUGGAUCAGCACAUUCAUCUAGUGCAUAAAGUCAAAGACCCAGAGGGGAAGGCGGUCAACUCCGAUAAUAUCGAGGCUUUACCUGACAAAGAAACGACCCUUAGCCCCAAAAGGAAGCCAGAAGAGGAUGAGGGGUCUCCAGGAUUGAACUGCAGGGGCUCUGACACACAGCCGUUGAAGAGGCUCAAGGUGAACAUCCUUAAAGUUCACAAGUGUGCCGUCUGCGGCUUCACCACUGAGGACAUUGGAGCUUUCCAUGAGCACAUUCCCCAGCACAAGUCCGAUGGCUCGUCCUACCAGUGUCAGGAGUGCGGCCUGUGCUACACCUCCCACCGCUCGCUGGCCCGACACCUUUUUAUCGUCCAUCGGAUGAAGGAGCCACAGGGUCUCGCCCGAUACAGCGCACGGGGCAAGGACGAUGAUGAGAGUCAGAGAGAGAACCAGCUGGAUGACGGGACACCAAAUACCAAAUGCAAAGUGUGUGGCAAGAUGUUUGAAACGGAGGGAAACCUAAAAACCCACAUGAGGACACAUGGGAUGGCGUUCAUAAAGUCUAAGAGACUGAGCGCUGCUGAGAAGUGACACUUUUAAACCAUUCCAUCUAAAGCACUGUAGUUUAAAACUUAGACCUUCAGUAUAUUACAGUAGGCUGUAUAUACACAAUGUACAAGUAAGGUACUACAGUAUGUAAUCAAUAUACAGACAGACAGAUAAAAGUCAUAGUCACUUUGUGUUUUUAAGUAAAUUUAACCAGAUAGUUUUUGUACACACAUAGAUGUUUCUAUAGGUUUUGAAUAUAUCUUUUUUUAAAUAGAAAGAGCUUUUUAAUUUUAAAUCGUUCCUGAUAUCGUUCCAUUGUUCUCACCAGGGCUAGAAAAUGUAUGGAUAUAUUGUUGUAAUGGGAUUAAUCCUCAUAUAGUCAGCAGUAUUCUGAAUUUUCAAUGCCGCUAAUGUCAAAUGAAUGUCUGAAAGAAAAAUAUACAUAUAUAAAACUUUUGGGACCCUCAGGUUUCCCAAGUACAGUACAUGUUACCCUAAGGUUACGCUAAGGUCUUAUUUAAUUUCAUGGAUAACUUGCCUAAUAGUUCUCUCUGAGCUUUCCUUGGCUUCUACAAUGGUCUGGUCUCCUCCUAACACAUCCUGAAACUAUGGAUCCUUAAACAAAUUCUCU
Molecule: messenger RNA, 6676 nt
Organism: Etheostoma cragini (Arkansas darter)
Lineage: Eukaryota; Metazoa; Chordata; Actinopteri; Perciformes; Percidae
Gene: znf532
Product: zinc finger protein 532
Exons: 10
Coding region: 2263-6087 (1274 amino acids)
Source: RefSeq, a predicted model, not a curated record